Molecule: messenger RNA, 231 nt
Organism: Cadophora gregata
Lineage: Eukaryota; Fungi; Ascomycota; Leotiomycetes; Helotiales; Ploettnerulaceae
Exons: 4
Coding region: 1-231 (76 amino acids)
Source: RefSeq, a predicted model, not a curated record
AUGGCAGAGGAGAAGAAGCUGAUUAAACACAUUAUUUGUUGUGCGAAGGAGGAAGACGUUGCGCCGGCAAAGAAGUUCGCCGAAGAGCAAGGAGGAGUCAUUGACACAUCCUAUAAGUCCAAGAACAUGUUCUUUGUUGAUAUGCCUGCGGACUUAGUAACCACAUUAAGCGACUGCCCGCACAUCGAAUCUGCUGAGCUGGAUCAAGAGGUUCGCAUCUGCAGUCAAUAA